AUGUUUUAUAACAGAAAACAGUCAAACACAUUUGAAAAUGUGUCAGCAUUCGCAAGCAAAAAUAAAAUUAGAAUUUUAAUUGUAGUAGUACUAGUAAUUUAUUUACUUUCAUUUGUAUCAUUUAAAUCGAAUAUUGAAAACAAUAAUAAUAAUAAUAAUAAUAAUAAUAACGCCAAUAAUAAUAAUAAUGCCAAUAAUAAUAUCAAUAAUAAAAAUAUUAAAAUUAAUAAAAAUACAAUUCAACAAUGUAGUGAAGAACAAAGUACAUGUGAAAUUGAUAAUGUAACACAAUAUGAUUCAGCAAUUGUUGUAUUAGGAUAUUCAUUACAUUCAGAUGGUAUGCCAACACAAAUUUUAAAAGAGCGUGUUGUAUUGGCAUGUGAAUACUAUACCAAAUUGAAUGAUGUUGAAGGUGGUAAAACCAAAUUAAUUCUAUCAGGUAAAGGUAAAGAAGAACAAAGUGAUCCAGAUAAAGCAUUCAAUUCAGAAGCUGAGGCAAUGAAUGAAAUAGCUCUACAAAAUGACGUCUCACCAUUUGACAUCUUGAUUGAAAACAAUUCAUCCAAUACUGCUGAAAAUGCACGUUUCACUUUAAACUAUCUUCAAAAAAUUGGUGUUCAAAGAUUAUUCAUUGUUACAUCUGAUUUCCAUGUUUUAAGAUCACAAUAUAUUUUUCAAACUGUUUUCCCACCUGAAUUUGAUUUAAUAUUUGUUGGAGCACAAACACCAUUAAAAGUACAAAAAUCAAAGAGAGAUAGUGAGAAAAUAUUAUUUAAGAAUGCAAAGAGUGAUUUGGAGUCGAUUGGAGCAUUAGAGAUACCAGGUGAAAAGAUUGAAGGAUAUCAUCCAUAUCGUAAUUUACCAAGAUGGAGAAUGAUUGAAAGGGAAUUAAAUUUAGAUAAUAGACAAGUUGAAGGUAGUAAAAUGGCUGAUUAUGGAUCUAAUCAAGGUUUCUUUUCAAUUCAAUUGGCACAGAAAUUCCCAGAGGCAACAGUGUUUAGUUUUGAAGGUGAAGCUAUGAACGAAUAUAAAUCAGCCGCAUCAAUACACGAGAGUAAAAUCAAUGAAUUAGGCCUAACCAAUAACUAUCUAUGCAAAACUCGUAUACUUCCAUCAAUGUUUGAACAAUUGACACAACAAUACAAUCAUCUCUACGAGUACCAAUUUUGUUUAUCAAUUUUCCAUUGGUUCGAUAUGAAAACUCAACAACAUUUCGAAGAUACUCUAUCCAAUCAUUUAAUAUCAUCACGUACCACUUUCAUAGAGUUACCAGAGGCAAUGAAUUACAAAGGUAAGGAGGGUCAACAUGCAUGGAAUCGUGUUAACAUUUGGUAUGCCAAUCGUACCGAAGAUGAAAUACUCUAUGACAUUAGAGAGAAAUAUAACAUUCCAAAAAUGACUUGGAAAACUUUAGGUGCCAUCCUUCAUGAAAAUAAUACUGUUAGAAAAUUAAUUAGAGUUGAUGUUAACUUUGAAAAUGAUAUUCGUAAACCAUUACAAAAAUCAACUUUAAUUCAAGAUAUUUAUAAUUGUGGUCAAUUAAUGCAUUAA
Molecule: messenger RNA, 1551 nt
Organism: Dictyostelium discoideum AX4
Lineage: Eukaryota; Evosea; Eumycetozoa; Dictyosteliales; Dictyosteliaceae
Exons: 2
Coding region: 1-1551 (516 amino acids)
Source: RefSeq, a predicted model, not a curated record